Arabidopsis arenosa is the source of this 1224-nucleotide messenger RNA. Lineage: Eukaryota; Viridiplantae; Streptophyta; Magnoliopsida; Brassicales; Brassicaceae. The record is from the annotation of a GenBank genome assembly.
CAAAAAAGUAGAGUGAUUAUUCAUAAACCCUAAUUUUGAUUGUGGACGAAACCUAAUUGGUAUCAUUUUGAAAUGGCGACACAGUCUGUUAAUGCAGUGAUCGUUGAUCUUCCCGGAGAUGUAAACGACGACGGAGACAAUUCCGAUUGUUUCAUCUUCUCCUCCACUCCUCUAUCCACUCGUGGUUCCACCAAGCGUGAUGCCAUUUCCGUUGAGAAUUACGAUCGUGAUCGCAAGCUUCAACGUCUCUGGGUCUACCCUCCUCACAACAGAUCAAUCAAAUCAGAAUCUCCAAUUUACAUAGAUCUUGAUCUUUACGAUGAUGAAGACGAUGAUAUCAGAAUCCUCUGUUUCCCACCACCAAUCCACACCAAAUCUUUAGAAAAGGGACAGUCUUCGGCGUCAGCGAUGGUGACUUUCGACUGUGAGAUAUGUGUUGAAACAAAAUCCAUAAUUGAAUCGUUUCGAAUCGGUGGAUGCUCUCACUUCUACUGCAACGAUUGUGUCUCGAAAUAUAUAGCAGCUAAAUUACAAGACAACAUCCUCUCAAUCGAGUGUCCUGUCUCUGGUUGCUCUGGUCGGCUUGAGCCAGAUCAGUGUCGUUAUAUCUUGCCAAGAGAGGUUUUUGAUCGGUGGGGUGAUGCUUUGUGUGAAGCAGUAGUGAUGCGUUCGAAGAGAUUCUAUUGUCCUUACAAGGAUUGCUCUGCUUUGCUUUUCAUGGACGAGAGUGAAGUGAUGAAAGACUCAGAGUGUCCUCAUUGCCAUAGAAUGGUGUGUGUAGAGUGUGGGACUAAGUGGCAUCCGGAGAUGACUUGCGAGGAGUUUCAGAAGCUAGCGGAGAACGAAAGAGGAAGAGAUGAUAUUUUGCUUGCGACGAUGGCAAAGAAAAAGAAAUGGAAAAGAUGUCCUUCUUGCAAAUUCUAUAUUGAGAAGUCUCAUGGUUGCUUAUACAUGAAGUGCAGGUGUGGGUUGGCUUUUUGCUACAACUGUGGAACUCCAUCGAGGGACCAUUCUCAUUAUUGUUAUAAUUGUAAGCGUUGAUGUUUAGCAUCAUCAUUUCUUAUUAUAGAUCUUGUUCUCUUAUCCCUCUCUUUGGCCAUCCAAACUUCAUGGACUAUAUAUAUCAGGCUUUAAACUUCUGCUUAGGUCUAAUCUCUUUUGCUCCCUCUUGUAACAUCUCUGAGGAUUUUCUCGUUUUCUUUUCAAUAGAUCUUCGAAUUUCUG